Messenger RNA from Nematolebias whitei (Rio pearlfish), 3027 nucleotides. It is a transcript of the gene gemin4, whose product is annotated as gem (nuclear organelle) associated protein 4. The record is from RefSeq and is a predicted model, not a curated record. Lineage: Eukaryota; Metazoa; Chordata; Actinopteri; Cyprinodontiformes; Rivulidae. Gene Ontology annotation, cellular component: SMN complex. The transcript is spliced from 4 exons. Gene Ontology annotation, biological process: spliceosomal snRNP assembly; rRNA processing. The coding region runs from base 4 to 2916 and encodes 970 amino acids.
AUUAUGAACAAAGAUUCAGCAGUUGUUCAGGGGGCGUUCCUCCUGGCAGAUAAACUGUGCCUCCCCUCUUCCCUGUGCACGAUUCAGAAAGCAGACUGGAACCGUGUGAAGCACCCGGUCUUGCAGGCCCUCAGAGAAAUCUGUGGCACAGAUGAAUCUGGGGAUCAGCCCAGUCUUCAAGCUCAAGCCUGGAUAAAGAAGAUUGUUUGUGUUGUGUGGUUAAAGUUGUUGAGCAGAGAGGCCGAGGAGGACGUUGAGAAGGCAUGGAAGGAGAAUCCUUUCUUCUCCCUCCAGAACAGCCUUCCUCAGGUGAACCGCGUCGUCUUGCUGGAGCUGCUGAAAUCGACUGCAGCUGCAAAUGUUUUUGCCACUCUUCUCCUUCGUCUUCCUGUAGCUCAGCUCUGCGCAGAGCUCGAACUGCUGGCAGAACAUGUGAGGACUGAUCCCAUCGGGGCAGAUGACGUCCUCUUUUUUCUGGAUGUGUGGUGGGAACUGUGGAAAGGCAGAGACGAAGACUCGAGGACAGAAGGAAGCGUAGAGAUGAUGUUUGCCAACCAGUUUGCACGUCUCUCUGCAGGUUCCCCUCAUCUGACCCCGCAGGCUGCAAAAAGGUUGAAGCUGGACACGUCGGAUUUACCAGCAUCCUCGGCUAAUACUGAGGUUCUGCACAUUCUUCUUCAUGCCCUUGAAGACCUGGCAGAUCACGUGUCCUCCACAGACCUGUGCCUGCGGUCCCUGUCUGUUUGUCUGGACACUCUUCACACAUCCUUCCUGAUGGAGCAGGAAGUUGUCCUUCCAGUCAAAGAGAAGCUGCACGUACUGUGUGAAGCUGUCACCACCAGAAGUGACAAUAAGGUUCCGAGUCCUCAACUUAUUCGAGAAGCUCUUAGAGACCUCCGUGCUUCUCACUCCCCGUCUCGUUUUCAGCCCAGCAGGAUAAAGUUGAGCGAAGCCCUAAUGAUUGUAGCAGCACUGGCACGGUGUUGGCAGGAGAAAGGUCUGCUCAGAGUUGACGACUGCUCACAUCCAUCUUUCCCCACAUUCCAGCUGCAACAGAGUGUCCAAAGAGUUCUGAUCGCUCUGGACAAAGCUUCUGAAGCUGAGGAGGAGAAGAACACACUCAUAAGUUUGCUAAAGUCUCUGGCGUUCCCUGCUAUAAAGAUCUCUCCUGAAGUGCAGCUCCAGGUCAGCAGCUGCAUCAUCAGCCACCGCCUGGAGGACUACGAGAGCUUCGCUGCGUUGUUUGCCAGCGAGGCCUCCUGGGCCCGUUCUGACAGCUGCUGGAUGGACUGCCUGGAGAAGAACCAAGCAGUUUUCAGGCAGCCCACAACCCUCCUGAGCCUCUCCUCCACCCUCAUGACUCGGCUGCAGACGGAGAGCCUAAACUUCAGCCAGUGCAGGAAAGUGAUGAAAAUCUCUGCAGACAUUUUCUCUGCUCUGUCUCUGGAAGACAAGAACAAAGUGCUGGCUGCCAUGCUGAGGUUCUCCAGCAGGGGCUUCUUCAGCUGCUCCGUCCCCCAACCUGUGACAGACGGGUUCCAACAGGAACUCAACAUGGUCUUCAACUGCAUCAUUCAGGGAGGGGGCGGGGCCUCUGCAGCCCCGUCGCAGGGUAACCUGAGCACAGCGGUCUCUUUGGUGUCGAGAGUUGCCUUUCAGAACCCAGAGGCAGCGCUGAAGUCCUGCUGCUACUCAGCUGUGUUCAACAAGGGAGCGUCCGGUCUCAUGGCCAGCAUCCUGCAGCAGCUGCCUGGACUCCGAGGACCCAAGAGAGCGAAGGGAGAUGUGAGCGGUAACAGUUUGCUCUGCAGGUGUUUACAGGAAACAAUCAGGACCAAGUCCCUGUCGGUCAGUGAAAAGGAACAGCUCCUCAGGUUUCUGGGUCUGCUGAUGACGUCUGACACGAUGUCUGAGGGAGAAGAGACGAGACCGAGCUUUCUGUCACCCCAGGAGGUUGUGAAAACCUUCGUCCUGCCCAACCUCUCAGCCGACUGGUCAGGCUUGGACCUGCCUCAGUACAGCCAGGGCACGGGUCUUUUGGCCUGGAUGGAGUGCUGCUCUGUGUCCGAUCCCCUGCAGUCCAUCAUGCUGUCCCAUCUGUCUCUGGACCAGCACCGGCCCGACCACGUCAGCAUGUUCAGUAAGGGUCUGCUGGUGACCCUGACGCAGACCCUCCCCUGGUGCUCCGUCUCCCAGUGGAGCCGACUGCUGAGAGUCCUGAAGGAGCUGAUCGUCUCCCAUCGCCUGAGCGUCCCCUUCUCUCUGGAGUACGUGGACUACCUGCCCCUGCUGGACCUGAGACAGUUUUCAUGUGAGCUGCGCCUGUCGGUCCUGCUGCUUCGAGCCCUUCAGCUGCUCUGUGGCUCCAGCUGCUCCGGCUGGCUGUCAGCCGAGGGCUGGGCCCACGUGGGCAGGCUGUACGCUCAGGCUGUGAGGGAAACGAUGAGCUCGGUGAAAAGCAAACUGUCCGUUCCCUCGCCAGCUGCUGCUCCUGCCUCUGCAGCUCCACCAGCAGUCAGAGACUCCACUUCUUCUCUCAGAGCUCCUAAAAUGUCUACAGGUCCUCUGAUGGACGCAGAAAACCCUCCUGGGAAAUUAACAGAGUCAAAACCUGAGGGGGAAGUGGGCACGGCGCCAAGCCAGGAAGUUCUUUUUGUUCUGAGCCAGCUCUUCUGCCACGUUCAGCACAUCCAGGUGAUGAUGCCAGGAGGCCGGUCGGAGCCUCUGUUCCUGUGCAGUCUGGAGAUUCUCAGUCACUACGAGGCCAUCAUGGCCGCCUUCCCAGACAGCUGCAGCCCUGCAGAGAGCGACAACACCCGCCACUUCUUCUCCACCAUCACUGAUAACCUGGACAACCAGGAGAUGAAGGCUGUGCUGCAGCAGAAGAUCGCUCAGCUCGUGUCGUCUGCAGCCUGACACGAACAGCGCUCAGCUGCUCGGACUGUCUGAAGAGACUGGAAGAAGUGGAUAAAAAUCUGUUGUUUACAAAAAGAACAACCGUGUUGGCCUUGAUUUUGUUUACUCUAC